Messenger RNA from Ochlerotatus camptorhynchus, 2471 nucleotides. It is a transcript of the gene CPSF2, whose product is annotated as cleavage and polyadenylation specificity factor subunit 2. The transcript has 2 exons. NCBI's taxonomy places the organism in Eukaryota, Metazoa, Arthropoda, Insecta, Diptera, Culicidae. Gene Ontology annotation, molecular function: RNA binding. Gene Ontology annotation, cellular component: mRNA cleavage and polyadenylation specificity factor complex. The coding region runs from base 88 to 2430 and encodes 780 amino acids. The record is from RefSeq and is a predicted model, not a curated record. Gene Ontology annotation, biological process: mRNA 3'-end processing by stem-loop binding and cleavage.
CAUUAUAAAUUUUUUUUUGGAAAAUUCGCAAAAUUCGUGUAAAAGCGAUUAAAUUUGACCUGUACGGUACGAUAAUAGACGGCGGAGAUGACAUCGAUCAUCAAGUUGCAUGCCAUUUCCGGCGCAAUGGACGAAUCGCCCCCGUGCUACAUUUUGCAAGUGGACGAGGUUCGCUUCCUGCUGGAUUGCGGGUGGGACGAGAAGUUUGAUCCAAACUUUAUCAAGGAAUUGAAAAAAUAUGUCCACACGAUCGACGCCGUACUGCUCUCAUAUCCGGAUGGUCUUCAUCUGGGUGCUCUGCCCUACCUGGUCGGCAAGCUGGGUUUGAAUUGCCCGAUCUAUGCCACCAUCCCGGUCUACAAGAUGGGCCAAAUGUUCAUGUACGAUCUGUUCAUGUCGCACUACAAUAUGUACGACUUCGAUCUGUUCACGCUGGACGACGUCGAUGCCGCAUUCGACCGAAUCAUUCAACUAAAAUACAACCAGAGCGUGUCGUUGAAGGGAAAGGGAUACGGUAUAACAAUCACACCCCUUCCGGCUGGACACUUGAUUGGUGGUACCAUUUGGAAGGUGAUGAAAGUCGGCGAGGAGGAUAUUGUGUAUGCUACCGAUUUCAACCAUAAAAAGGAGCGACAUCUGAAUGGCUGCGAGUUGGAGAAGUUGCAAAGGCCAUCACUGCUGAUUACGGAUGCAUACAAUGCAAAAUACCAACAAGCGCGCCGUCGGGCUCGAGACGAGAAGUUUAUGACUAAUAUUCUACAAACACUGAGGAAUAACGGAAACGUCCUUGUUACGGUUGAUACGGCUGGACGAGUGCUUGAGUUGGCACACAUGCUGGAUCAACUGUGGAAGAACAAGGAAUCAGGUUUGAUGGCGUACUCAUUGGCAUUGCUGAACAACGUUAGUUACAACGUGGUGGAAUUCGCCAAGAGCCAAAUCGAAUGGAUGAGCGAUAAGCUGAUGAAAAGUUUCGAAGGUGCACGGAACAAUCCGUUCCAGUUCAAGCACCUGCGAUUGUGCCACACCAUGGCGGAUUUGGCCAAGGUUCCGAGUCCCAAGGUAGUUUUGGCGAGCUCUGCCGAUAUGGAGAGUGGAUUCUCCAGAGAACUGUUCGUUCAAUGGGCAGGCAAUGUGAACAAUAGUAUUAUCAUCACGUGCAGAUCGUCUCCUGGAACGUUAGCUAGAGAUCUGAUUGAAAACGGAGGUAACGGGCGAAAAAUUGAAUUGGACGUGAGACGACGUGUGGAGUUAGAAGGAGCUGAACUUGAAGAAUACAUGCGCACAGAAGGGGAGAAGCAUAAUCGUUCGAUUAUCAAGAGUGACAUGGAUUUGGACAGCAGUUCAGAUUCGGAAGAUGAACUGGAGAUGUGUAUCAUCACCGGAAAGCACGAUAUAGUCGUACGUCCUGAGGGUCGUUCCCACACGGGUUUUUUCAAAUCCAGCAAAAAGCAGUACGCAAUGUUUCCAUUCCACGAGGAGAAGAUCAAGUUCGACGAAUAUGGAGAGAUUAUUCAACCCGAAGACUACCGAAUGGUUGAUAUGGGUCCGGAUGGUGGUUUUGAAGAUAACAAAGAAAAUCAAAUAAAGCCCGAGGACAUCAAGAAGGAGAAGGAUGACGAACUUUCGGUAUUGGAUAAACCGACCAAGUGCAUCAGCAGCCGUAAGUUGGUUGAGGUAAAUGCACAGGUACAGUUCAUCGAUUUUGAAGGAAGGUCAGAUGGCGAAUCCAUGCUGAAGAUUCUGUCGCAACUUCGUCCACGCAGAGUGGUCGUCAUUCGUGGAUCACCUCAGAAUACUGCCCAGAUUGCCGAGCAUUGUCAGCUGAACAUCGGAGCCCGGGUUUUUACACCCAACAGGGGGGAAAUCAUCGAUGCCACCACUGAGACUCAUAUCUAUCAAGUUCGUCUUACUGAGGCCCUGAUUUCGCAAAUGGAAUUCCAGAAGGGCAAGGAUGCCGAAGUGGCUUGGGUAGAUGCGCAGAUUGUUAUUCGUAACAAGCAGUUCAGCACGCAGGGGGGCGAGGGAGACGUCAGUGGUCCGUUGAGUGGCACCACAAAUAAUGCCACUACUAACAAUGCGAUUGCUGCGGCAGCAGCUGCUGCCUCCGAUACUCCGAUGGACGUUGAUCAGAUGGCGGAGGGCGGCGAUGACAAGAGCGAUCGGCAGAUUUUGACGCUUGAACCAAUGAAGAACGAUGAGCUGCCGGCUCAUAAUUCGGUGUUUAUCAACGAGCUGAAGCUGAUCGAUUUCAAGCAGGUGCUGAUGAAGGCCAGCAUCGUUUCAGAAUUUUCGGGUGGUGUGCUAUGGUGCAGCAACGGGACGGUAGCUUUGCGACGAGUCGACACCGGUAAGGUUACCGUGGAGGGAUGCUUGUCGGAGGAUUAUUACAAGAUUCGGGAAUUGUUAUACGAACAGUAUGCUAUUGUGUAAGAUCCGAGCGCAGUUGAAUAAAGGUAGCUGAUGGAUCAUGA